AUGCGGCAUACGCAAUAAAAAAAAUUACAAAAAGAAAAAUCAGAGCUAUUAUUUAACGAUGAGCGCAGGAAAAUUGAAAAUUUUCAAAAGCAGCAAACGACGACAACAAAGUAGGCGCGACUGUAGAACGCGGCGUACAGAUUCUACAUAGGCAUUCGUAAUAUUUAUAGGGCAAAUAGUUUGAUUGUUUUUCGUGUAUAUGCAUAUAUAUUGUGGAACGCGCAGUGAACCGAUUUAAGCAAGACGCCAUAUACAACAACAACAAAAAAUAAAAACCAUAAAAACAUCUUGGCAAACUCAAAUCGAGCGUGGCAAGCAAGCCAAGUGUAAUUAAAAACCAGCAAACACAAUAUGGAUUUCCUAUCGAAUCUUAUAAAGCGUCCCAUCAGUAUAGCCCUGCCCGAGAACGAAACAAAAACUGAAACUGAAAUCGAAACUGAAACCGAAACCGUGUCGAGUAACAGCUCCUCCAGUGCGCCAACAUCAAUUGUUGCAAGCAGCGGCACAACAAAGCCCACAUUCACCUCUACCUCACAAAUAACAUUAGCGAUGAAUACUGCGGAUCUGGAUGAUCUGUUUGAUUCGGCUGCACAGGAUUUGGACAUCCUGGAAGAGCAGCACAAACAAAUUAUCGAGAGCGAUGUGGCGCCACUGGAGUGUGCAGCCCAGCAGCCGGUGCUGAAGCCCAACUAUCCAAGGGAAACCAUAACACAACUGCUCAAUGAUAUCAAUGUGAAUUUGGAUCAAGUUAGUGCCAAUGAAAUGGAACACUUGCAGGCAAUGAGUCUAGAGCUCAGUCCAUUGGCGGUGAGGCCGAGUCCCAGACACAACAUGGACCAGCAGAAGGCACUCAUCUCAGCAUUGCUUUGCCCCUCGCAGCCGGUCACGCCUACAACGCCCAACAGCUGCGAGCAACAGCCAGUGUUAAAGUUCACCGGGCUGCCCGAAUACGAUGAGACACAAAUACCAGAAUUGCCGCCACUCAGCGUCGACAUGGAAGGUGAGUCAACUCAAUUAAAGACGGAUGCUGGUAUGCCAACACUGAGCUCCACUGUGCUCAAGGUCAGCGAGCCGGAUUACAAUUCGGAUUCGGAUGUCUAUGCCGAAUGCCUCUCGCUAAACAGUGUCAAGCUCUCCGCGGAUCAGUCCGAGCUCGACGCCUACGCCAGUGCUCUGAAUGAGGUGCUCGAUCACCAUUUGUCCAAUGCUACGGCCACCACACUGGAGAAUACGCUGAGCGAGGCGGCCACUGUCUCCAGUCACAAUGAUAGUUGUGAGUCCAUGGAUGUGGAUGACAUAAAUGAGACAAUGGAAAUGUUAAAGGAUGUCCUCGCACCCGAGGAUUGUCACCUGCUGCAGCAGCAGUUGUCCUCCAAUGAGAUGUUAAGGCAGCUACAAAUCGAGCAAGUGCAGCCAGUUGCCAACGAGCAAGAAGAGCUGCAACACAAGCAAGUAAUUUCAGCUUCAAACUCACCUAAAAUAGAGCAAGAAGAGAUGCAACAAAUGCAAGCAGUUCCAGCUUCAAACUCACCUAAAAGGGAGCAAGAAGAGAUGCAGCAGAUGCAAGCAGUUCCGGCUUCAAACUCACCUAAAAGGGAGCAAGAAGAGAUGCAACAGAUACAAGCAGUUCCGGCUUCAAACUCACCUAAAACUGAGGAGAAGCAGGACAUGCAUAUUGAGCAGCUGCUGCAGGAGCAGACAGCAUCAGCUCCAAUCUCUCCACCAUUAGCCACAAUGCAGACGCAGCAAACAGCUGCAGUUGCACCCACAAUUGAGGAGCAACUGGUGGUGCCUCCAAUGCUGCCUCCAAUGUUGCCCACCUCACCGCCCAUACCCACACAUCGCACGCGGACAGCUGAGGAGUUGGCGGAGCUGAGGGCAAUGGCGGCAUUUGCAGAGCCACCAGUUACAGAUGGAGGAGAGCAGCCAGCUACCACAGAAUCUGUGGAGCAGAAGCAAUUCCCAGCUAGUCCGAGCUUACCCAUUGCAUCAGUGGCACCCAUGGAAAUCAAACACACACAAUUUCCAACGCUGACACUGAAUAUAACCAAUCCGACGUCGCAGGAAAACAUUUCGGCGCCCACAUCGCCCGCUUUUCCCAUCAAAUCUCCCGCCGGUUCACCGGGUCACUUUCCACGCUCGCCGCAUGCGCCGCCCGAGCACGAGGAGAUGGACUAUUUGGAACAGGCCAUCAUUGAGCACUCGGCUGAGCAGAGGUCGAUUGUUGUCGGUGGCGUUAUAGCCAAAUCACCGCUGCCCGUGGAAGUGUUCGUAUCGCAGCCAGAUCCCGAGCAGUCCAAGGAGGCAGAGGAGUCUCCUUUGAAUGACACCUUUGACAGCACAGCUGAGGCACUUACCGUAAGAAGACGUGACACAUACGGGUUGCCACUGGAUGAUGCCAAUGAUCAGCAGCGUCGCACCUUCACAAUUAUUGAGCCAACGGAAUCGAAGCGACGCACAAUGACCAUUGCAAAGAAUGCAUCGCCGGCUUUGGAGGCCACCGAGGCAAACAUUCUGGGCGAUGAGCUGGAGUCCAUGGAUGUAGAUGUAUCAAUGAGCGUGGACACUACACUCUCAGCGGAGCAUCAAGCGACAAAGACGCCCUCACCAUCUCUGCAGCGGGAGAUGCACUCGCCGCCCAUGCCAACACAUGAGCAGGAGCAGCAGCCGAAACAAGAGCCGCUGCGUCCAUCUCCGCCGCUGCCGGCACAUUUCAAGCGUCCGUCUAUCCACAAAGAGCACAUGUUAGAGGAGCAGACGCUCUCCGUUAAGGAGCAGCUGAGCGUGGGCGAUGAAAAGGAUGAUGUAUAUGUGGAUCACUUUGGCGCCAUGUCACCCAUCCCAGAUGAUAUCUUCAAGGCUCCCCAAUUUACCAGCAGCACCUUCAGCAGCAUGGCCAGAAGCAAUAAUCAGGCAGCUGCUCCUGUUUCUGCUGCUGCUCCUGCUGAUGAUUCUACUGCUGCCGCGGUCCAAUUUGAUGAGGCCGAGUUUCACGAUGGCGCCAGCAACAACAACAUAAUACUGAAUUCAUCGGAUUUAGACUAUUUAUUCACCAAAGGCAGCAACAAUGCGCCCAUCGAUCGCAGCUCGUUGCUAUUAAAAUUCGAUCCGCUUCUGGGUGCUCCGGUGCCAGUGAAUCAACAAUCGCAGCAGGAGCAAACGCUCCACAAUAUUCUAAGCAACAUCAACAACAACCACAAGAACAGCAACAACAAAAACAAUAACAAUUAUAAUAAUCUAACACGUGCUUUGAGUCCCACAUUGGAGGAGCACGAUUCGAGCGGCAGCAAUCAGUCCGGGGAAAUAACAAAAAAGCAUGCUAAAAUGAGUGUGGACGUUAUUGAUAACGAUUGUAACAAAACCUUCGACAAUUCAACCCUGAACUCGGAGGACAAAACACACAAAUACCACAACAUGGAUGAACUGGAGAAGAAAAUCAAAAAUGAAGUCACCCGCUCCGAGGACAUUGAAAACAAACUCAAAGAGGCAGAACAGCGCGAAGAGGCGCUCGUCAAACGCAUUACAGAAAAGGACAAAAACAACUCAAAGCUCAACGGCGUCAUUGAAGCCUACGAGAAAGCCAUUGCGGAGCUAAUCCAUGACAAGGAGCAGCUGGUACAAAAUCAUGAGAGGCAAAUGUUGGAGGUGCAAACAGAUCGUGAUUCCAAUUACACACAUUUAAUGUCGCUGGAAACGACAUUUUCCGAUCUCCAUGUUAAAUAUGAAAAGAGCAAGGAGAUGACCUCACACCUAAAGCAGAUCGAGGAAAAUCUGCUAGAGGAGAAGAAGAAAGUGAUGGAUAAAUUGCGACAGCAGGAGCAGCGAUACGAGCAAAUGAAAAGCCAUGCCAUGCAGCAAAUGGAAAUUGCAAACAAAAAGUUGGUCACCCUUACAAAAGAGCACACGGAUGAGGUGAAAAAGUUGAAAGCAUUACUCAAAAAGGAGGAAGUGUCGCGCAUCUCGACCGCCGAGCAACUGCAGCAGAAAUCGCGGGAGAAUGCCGAUCUGCUCAAGAUAUGCGAGGAGCUCAUCUACGACAAGGGACAAGGAGAUUUUUAGUUGGCGUUUUCUAGUUUACAACAACAACAAGAACAAUCUACACGUCCCCGAGCAGCAAAAGAGUUCCAAGCACACACACUCAGAUACACACACACACACAUACACGCCUUACUCUGGUUCCCCCAACAAAAUGUUACUUAUUUCUUUCGAAUCUGCCUUUCGAUUAAGUUCAAUGAUAUUAAUCGCCCUGUUUGCUUGAAAUUCUCACAAGCAGUUUUUCAUGUCAAAUUCCCAACAAAAAAGCACACGAAUAAAAUGAAAAUGGGAAUAUUGUGACAACUAAAACAGAAAAAGAAUAUGAAAAAAAGAAAAAGAAAUGAAAACAGCGUACGCUUGAGGCGCCCUUUAUUAAAUGUCUAAGUUUACAAUUAGUUUAAUUUAAAUUAAAACUUGUAAUAAUUGUAUUAGAGCAUAUUUAAUUCUGUAUUACAUAAUAGUACUAAAAACAACUGCAUAGAAAACGGAAGCAAAAAGAAACCAUAACGAACCAUUAAAAAAACAAAAAACAUACACAAAACAAAAACUAUUUAUAUAUAUAUAUAUUAAAAGGAAAAACCUACAAAAUAACUGAAUAUAUGCAAUUUUUUAUUGUUUUAUUAUUACAGCUUGUUACGAAUUAUUUGCUGAGCGCACUAAAAGUGGUUGCCUUAAAAAAUGAAAUAGUUGAAUUAAACAAAGAUAAACAGACAACCAUUAACCCAUCCCCUUCCCGCCUCACACACAGACACACACAUACACAGAGAAAAACUCCACAAAUUUUAAGCAAUUUUUAUAUUGUAGCACGCUUUUUGUAGAGUAAACCGCCUCUGAGAACUCUAAAUGAAUUUUACUUCCAUUUUUUGACAUUUAUUAAGCUGUAAGAAGUUGACAAAAAACAAAAAUCAUAAAAGUUGUUAACACAAAAAAACCAAGAACGUAAAAUGAAAGAAAGAAUUGUAUACAAAAUUUGUACCCAGUCCAUGUAAUCGAUUAAUAUGCUACUACACCAACCAACCAAGCAACAUAUAUAUACUAUAUAUUUUUCUAAAGUUGUAGCAAACAAAACUCGCGCUUACACAAAAAAAAAAGAAUUGAAAACAAAGAAAAACAACGUUGAGAACUUGAUAAACGCAAAUUAGUUUUUGUUGUUUGAGAUUUAAUAUGGAGACAAACAUGAUAUAUAUCAAUGCGCUGUAAAAAAUACACAUAAAUAAAUAGUAUUAAAACAUGCACAUACACACACACACAUACACACAAAUGUAUGUGUGCCGAAGCAUGUGCAUGUAAAGGUGAUGAACAAGUUGCAUAAAUCAAUAAAUAACAUAUGUAUGAGUAUAA
Drosophila grimshawi is the source of this 5376-nucleotide messenger RNA. RefSeq names its product histone-lysine N-methyltransferase, H3 lysine-79 specific (gene tacc). The transcript has 11 exons. NCBI's taxonomy places the organism in Eukaryota, Metazoa, Arthropoda, Insecta, Diptera, Drosophilidae. The coding region runs from base 352 to 4059 and encodes 1235 amino acids. The record is from RefSeq and is a predicted model, not a curated record. Gene Ontology annotation, biological process: mitotic spindle organization; cerebral cortex development; cell population proliferation. Gene Ontology annotation, cellular component: cytoplasm.